GCCUGCACGUGUGUACAUAAAUUCUGUUUUCCUUCCUGCAUGGUUAGAUCAGCAUGUGUGGUACACACUUCAGUGUCAUUCUAGGUUCUGCAAGGGUUACCAAAGACAUUGGACCUGCACGUUUAAGGACAUCAUGAGUCAGCCUACUUCAGGUAUUCUCAAAGCUGGCCGACAGAAUCAAGUUUGAAGCAGAAACUGCCUGUGAAGUGUGAAAUGUGACACUGGGUACUUGUGCAUUGAUCAUCCUGUGUAUAGCUCACUGAGAAUCCUUUCAUCAUGGAGUUUCAAGCAGUAAUCAUGGCAGGGGGUCGGGGGUCCCGUAUGCCUGACCUAACAGCCAGUGUUCCAAAGGCAUUACUUCCAGUUGGCAAUAGACCACUGGUCUGGUACCCCGUUAACAUGCUUGACAAAGCUGGAUUUGAGAGUGUGAUCAUCGUCACUUUUGAUUCAGUGAAGCGUGACUUGGUUCAGGCUCUUCAGUCAUCAGCAGGAGAGCUACUCAUCCGUCUGGACGUGGUGACAAUUCCCAGUGAUGAAGACUGGGGUACUGCAGAGUCAUUAAGAUUUAUACGUGACAAAAUCAAGACUGAUGUACUUGUCAUCAGUUGUGACUUGAUCACAGACAUAGAGCUACAUCUGCUAGCGGAUGUACAUCGGACGUAUGAUGCAUCAAUGACAAUGUUAAUGCACACUACACUGGACCAGUCCAAUGAGGGAGGAGUGUCUGUUCCAGGUACAAAAUCUAAGAGGAAGACAGAGCAGAGAGACAUUGUAGGCCUGGAUGACAAGGGUAGUAGGAUUCUCCUUCUUGCUGCUGAAGCUGAUGUAGAAGAGGCUCUUAGUGUUAAGAAGUCAGUCUUGAAGAGGUAUCCUUUCAUUCAGGUCAAAACACGGCUCAUGGAUGCCCAUAUGUACAUCCUCAAGAAGUGGGUGCUGGACUUUUUGGGAGAUAACAAAAUUGGAAGAACAUACUCAACUAUCAAAGGAGAAUUGAUACCCUAUUUAGUCAGGAAGCAGUUUUCAAGACCUAAGACUGGACAGCUUGGUCCACAGCUUGAUUCCAUGGAGUCAGUUGCUUUGCAACAAGACAAGGAUCUUUCAAGUUAUGGUGGUUUGGAUGACUUAACUAAGAAAGCUCGUGCAAUGUCCUCAUGGAAUGAGCACUCAGGGGACAUGUCUGACUACUACCAACAUGGUGAUACCUUACGGUGUCAUACUUACAUCAUGGACAGUGGUUUCUGCAUUCGAGCCAACACACUGGCAGCAUACUGUGAAGCUAACAGACAGAUUCCACAGCAGAGACAGCUUGUUGGGGAGGAUCCAUUAAUUCAUCCCACGGCAACCAUCAAGACAAAGAGUCAAGUUGGGCAAGACUCCAUGCUGGGGGAGGGAACUACUAUAGGUGAGAAGGUAUCGGUCAAGAGAUCAAUCAUUGGCAAGCACUGCAUUGUAGGAGAUAAGGUGAAAAUCAUCAAUUCCGUAGUAAUGGAUCAUGUCAACAUCAGUGAAGGAUGUACCAUUCAGGGAAGCAUAGUUUGUGGCAAUACACAUGUUAGUGAAGCCGUUGAAAUGAAGGACUGCUUAAUUGGAAGUUCUCAGAACAUACCGCCUAAAGCCAAAUAUAGCAAUGAAGUCAUUGGCAAUGCAGACAGGAUGAUGGAAAUAUGAUAUUGCAGGGGCCAGGGGUCAACACAUCACUCAGAGGUGAUUCAGGGUAUCACAGUGACUAUUUACAGCAAGGAAUCUGCUUUAUGUUGGAAGGAAUAACAUGAUGAAGACUUAGACCAGAUAGCAGAGAGAUCUUCCCAACAUCUACAAAAUUUGACCAGUUUACCUGUACCAGUAUGUUGUGAAAGCAAUUGUUAUUAAGGCACUAUACAUGUGAUGGGUUCUGGGGAGGUCUAUUUUCUUUGCCAUGCCAUUAGCAGCCAUUACACCUUAAUUCUCAUUCAUAAAAUUUCAUAAAGACAUAGAAGAAGCUUUGAAACAGUUAAAGCUCUUCAACAAUUGGUUCAAAUUCUUCUGUUGUAUCCCUACCUGUGUUAGAGGCCAUUCAGUGAAAGGUACUCUGAUUUACUUUCUGCCUCUUCAUCACAUGCUAUUCUAAAAUCAAGCUAGAAUCUGCUUCAGCUUUGUAUUGGAAUGACCUAAAACAUGACAUCGUGUUUUGUUUUUAUGUAUAUCUUUCUGGGGCUUGAUAGAUCAGGUUCCACUGUACUACUGUAGCAAAGUACACAUGCAAACAAAGCAUUGCAUCAUUAUUUUAUAGGUCUAUUCUCACAUGAUAAAGUUGCUACGAAAGACAGAUUUGCUCAUUUCCAUUCAUUUGUUAUGCUCAUAUAGACGUUCUUUAAAUCUUUAAAAGACAAGUUUAAGUGACAACUUAUUCAAAAGAAUUCCGUAGUUCAUUACUUUUUCGUUUGUCUAAGCGUCAUGUACCGCCCGCUAAAAGAGAAUGAAUUCAUCUUUUUCAAUUAAAACUAACAUCCAAUGCAGAAACUGACAUUUUCGUCGGAAUUUAGGGGCCACUUUUAUUAGUGACUGUUGAACUGUGUAUUUUCAGAGGAAAACCACUACUUGACUCAACAUGCAUUAAGAAUUCUCAACCUACGUCAGGAAUUUGUGAAAUGGAAAUGAAAGAGCAUUUGGAUUGUAUUUACAUUUUGUCAAGUACAGAAAUAAUAUAGCUUUUCCUCUCCAAGCUUAUGAAAGUCAAGAACCUUGUCAUAAUCAAUACAAAUAUUGUCUCUCUGUUCAGUGGCAUCAUGACUUUUCUACAUGAAGCAGUAGUAGAUCUGAAGUGUAAGCAAGAGUUUAGGUACAGCUACCGAAACAGAAGUUACACAGAGAUUCAAAUGUGGAUUCCGUUGUGCUGUGUACAUAUUUAUUUAUUAGCAAUGUGAUUGUAACACCUUACAUUUACAGUACAUGCUCUUUAGAUUUUUUUCACAAGUGCAGUUUGGUACAUGGUAUGAUGACAAAUAAACAUAUACCUACUCAUUUUACCCUAGCUGUGCUUGAAGCAGUAGAUGUUUCAAUCUUUUACAGCGUCUUCACAGUAAUUGAAGUCUUGCUGCAGUUGCUGGGUGACACACUUCUUAUAUUUCAAAUGCUCCAGGCACUUAUGGUAUCAGUAUAUGUUUUAUGCAAUAAAAGGUCCUUCUGACUUGCUUCAUCCAAUUUACAUCAUCAAUCUUUGAUUUCAGUGGUCAGUGAUUGGCAGCUCGCUCUUUCUCUGUGUUUGGCUCAUCAGAAACAUUUGAUAGAAUGGAUAUUGAUACUGCCUCAGUCGAAGGUGAUGAAAGUUAUCAGCGACCAUUCCCUUGAGUUGGUCAUAAACAGAUGUUAAGAUCAGCCAAGCACAUAAUUUUUUCUAUUCAUAAAUACCUUUCCAAUCAAAACAAGUUUUAAAAAUGAGAAUUUCCAACGAUUUUGUGCAACAGUUUUCAUGUUGAACGUAUGUACAGUAUGUUUAAACACCCCUGUAGCCAUAUUAUGGUAUGUUCAACUCCUCGAGUAAAUCGUAAACGAUCUCCUUGGCGCACACGUUGUGCCUACUGCAUAAAGUGGUGCACAGCCAGCCGGUACGGCGUUUGUCAACCAUUUAAGAUCGGCCAUAUGAUGGGCUCUUGAUCGUUAGAAAGGGCUGAACUUCUUAGGUAUUUAUUAACUUUGUGUCUACAGGAGAAAGAGAAUUCUUUAUUGACAAAAUGAAGUACUACUUUCAACAUUUAUUCAUGUCAUACACAAAUUCAAAACCCUUGCACUAGAAUGUUGUAAAUUACAUCAGCCAAUCAACGGUUGAAUGAUUUUGCACGGCCUGGCAUGGCUUACAUGAGGACGACUGAUUUUGAAGAUGCUAAAUUAAUGGAUAUAACUUAAAUGAUGCGUGGUCUUUUCACAGAAAACCAUUGUCAACAGACAAAAUGUACAAGAUUUAACAAGAUCUGUCAAGAUUUAACUCGUCCCUUGAUGAGAAAGAUUGUCUGAAAAGAUAGCUAAGCUUGAACUAUCCUGUCAAGUGUUUCAAGUUGAUAAGCUAAGUUAUACAUUGUCAAUUGUGUUAUGUAGAUCAGCGUAAUAAAGUCUUGUUCUUCAUGCAGAGAGAAAGAUAACAUGUUCUACUGGUUAAUCACAUUACACGAAGUUCAGAAAGAAUCUUUGAUUGAAGGAAACACAUUUAAAAACUAAUAAAAGGAAUAUCUAUACAGAACAGUCUCGUUGAGUGUCAUUUGCCAAUACAGUGUAUCGUAAGACGGGAUUAGAGUAUAAAUAAAGGAGCUUUAAAAUCUAAAUACCACAAUACGAACAGAGAACUUAAGAACAGAUGUUUAAUUACUUUUAAUUUGUUUGUUUGUAGUUCACCAUACAACUUAAUAAGUUUCCACAUUGUUUUUCACAACUUCGCCUGGCAUAACUUCAGUUUCGAAGUUACUUUUGUGGGUCUCACUUCAAUGAUGCAUUCUGAGUCGCCUUUUUGAAAUGCAAGUUAGGUUUUUUUCGCUUUACGCCAUGGCCAUGUCGUUUCAUUGGUGCACGGCUGAACCUCCACAGGGAUCAGAAGUGACCUGUUUGACUUCCUGUAAAUGAAUACAUGUAUUUGUAAAGUACAUCCUGCAUUUUUUCUUUCUUUUUUAGGUUCAAAUAAAAGAGCAACUAAAUUUA
Messenger RNA from Acanthaster planci (crown-of-thorns starfish), 4665 nucleotides. It is a transcript of the gene eif2b3, whose product is annotated as eukaryotic translation initiation factor 2B subunit gamma. Gene Ontology annotation, biological process: biosynthetic process; cytoplasmic translational initiation. NCBI's taxonomy places the organism in Eukaryota, Metazoa, Echinodermata, Asteroidea, Valvatida, Acanthasteridae. Gene Ontology annotation, molecular function: guanyl-nucleotide exchange factor activity; translation initiation factor activity. Gene Ontology annotation, cellular component: guanyl-nucleotide exchange factor complex; eukaryotic translation initiation factor 2B complex. The record is from RefSeq and is a predicted model, not a curated record.